GUGGGGAGGGGUCUGUACCUCAGAGGCUCUGAAGCGAGGCCAGCCUGUGGCCGUGUGUGGUGGCCCACUCCUGUGGUGGCCCUGGCAGGGAAGCCGCAGACCUGGGAGGGGCCCUCACAGCCUGACACCCCUGCAGAGGGCUCCCCCAGCAGGCUGGGUUCUCCGUGCAGGUGCCUGGCAGUGGGUUCUCAGCCCUGUGCUUCUGGCUCCUUGCAGCCUAACAGCCUCCCUCUGCCCCUGCAGCACCUGCAGAUCAACUGGACAGGCCUGACCAACUUGCUGGACGCACUGGGCAUCAGCAAUGCAUCAAAUGGCCUGCUGGAGGACCUCAUCGCCACCUACCUGGUGCUGCCCAACCGUGUGACUGUGCCAGUGAAGAAGGGGCUGGACGUGACCAGCCUGCGCUUCCCUCUGCCCUGUGGAGUCAUCAGAGUCCACUUGCUGGAGGCAGAGAAGUUGGCCCAGAAGGACAGCUUUCUGGGGAUCCAGGGCAAGUCAGACCCCUACACCAAGGUGAGCAUUGGCCUGCAGAAUUCCUGGAGCAGGACCGUCUCCAAGAACCUGAACCCCACCUGGAAUGAGGUGUUUGAGUUCAUAGUGUAUGAAGUCCCCGGGCAGGACCUGGAGGUGGACCUGUAUGACGAGGACCCUGACAAGGACAACUUCCUGGGCAGCCUGCAGAUCUGCCUCGGGGAUGUCAUGACGAACAGAGCAGUGGAUGAGUGGUUUGUCCUGAAUGGCACAACCAGCAGGUGGCUGCACCUGCGCCUGGAGUGGCUUUCACCAAUCACUGACCCGGACGCUCUGGCCAAGGACCAGAGUGGCCCUUCCACUGCCAUCCUUGUGGUCUUCUUAGUGCCUGCAACCUGCCGACCUGUCCCCACAGCAAGGACCCUGUGUGGAGCCAGGUGUUCUCCUCCUUUGUGCAGGAUGUGGCGGCUGAACAGCUAUGUGUGGAGGUGCUGGAUGAUGACCAGGAGUGUGCGCUGGGAGUCCUGGAGUUGCCCCUGUGCCAGAUGCUCCCCCUGCACAGACCUCACCCUGGAGCAGCGCUUUCGGCUGGACCACUCAGGCCUGGACAGCCUCAUCUCCAUGAGGCUGGCGCUCCGGAGGCGGGGAGCUCAGGCAGCAGGGGCUGGGCGAGAUUCAGCUCGCUGUGCGCUACGUGUGUCUGCGGCGCUGCCUCAGUGUGCUCAUCAACGGCUGCAGCCACAAAGAAGUGAAGAGGUUUGUCCCAGGAGCAGGAGGCAGGAUCGAAACCCACACAGCCUGCUUACAAAGUCAGCUGUUAGCCACUCACUGCACCAAGCCUCCACCACUUUGUUCUGCUCCUACUGAAGAACAUGCCUGAGCCCCAACCACGUGCCAGACACCGGGACUAGGACUCAGGACUGAUGGUCACUAGGCAGCAGUCCCUGCCAUGGCUGAUAAAAAUAGUUCUGGAAUUGUACGCUCCACACGCAGUUAUAAGGCUUCCCAAGACUCAGCCUACUUACUUCUCUCUACAACCCAGUACUCCGAUGAAAAACCUCACAGGUGAGCAAAGAGGGCAGCAACUUUCCCACAGUCACAUACUAGUAAAUGGUGGUGUCUGGCUCCUGAGUUUGUUUUCCAGACAGAAAAAUCCCCUACAGAGCGGGAACUGCCAGGGCAGGACCUAGGACAGGGGCUGCAGGAGUGCCAAGGAGGGGACAUACCAGGACAAUCUGACUGCCUUCACCUACACCCCACUCCCCCCGCUACGAGCUCCAAGAGGGCAGAGACCAUGGCUAUUCCUAUGGACUGUAUUCCAGCAUAUCACCUGCAACCCAGUUUGCUACUGAAUGGAGCAGAAUUGUCAAAAUCUUAGAAUAUCUGC
Molecule: messenger RNA, 1858 nt
Organism: Manis javanica (Malayan pangolin)
Lineage: Eukaryota; Metazoa; Chordata; Mammalia; Pholidota; Manidae
Source: RefSeq, a predicted model, not a curated record